GAUUCGGAGAAGCCGCUGUCAUCCCGGAAGACACUUGUUGAGUGCAGCGAUCAAGGCAGCAUCCCAAUGAGUGUGGACUCAUUCGAGUUGUACCACCUCAAGUUGAGAAAGAUGAGCCUGGAAGACCCUUUCCACGCCAUGUGGAAAUCCAUUUUGGGGGGGCUGAAGGCUUCUGGCAAGUAUGCGUGCGUGAGCUUGUGCAGCAUCUGGCUCAAUCUCAACGACGGACCGUGGAACUCCCAAAAGUGGUUCGUGACCACUGAGGAAGGCUGGAGGGAGUUCAAAGGCAUGGUGGCAGCCCAGGGCGGAAGCGACCCCUUGCUUGCCGCCAUCCACGAGCGGAGCCAAAGAUUUGGCUUGCAGGUGAGCUUGAGUGAUCUGAAGCUCGAUUUGGACAAAGGCAACUUCUCAACACUGCACCGGAGAGUCACACGUGGGACGCAAUUUCAAUGCCAUACAAACCUGACGCGUGCUUGGCUUCAGUCGCAGAAUGUUAUACGGCAGCAUGACAGCGAAGCCAAGGCGAUCCUUGCAAACGAAUCAUUGAUGCGGACGGCUAUCUAUAUCGUCGAGGCAAGCAAUGCGGCGCGGAGCUGGUAUUCCACUACACGCAGCAAUCUUCGAGACAGGCCCUCCUGCGCCAAGUUCAACAUCGACAUGGCCUCUGGGAAAGCCAUCAUGUCUGGCAUCAGUGGCCUGCUGCAGCCACUUGCGGAUGCAACAACAUUGCACGCAGCUGGACUUCGAGUGGAAGGCUUCAGUGGCAACAAGUCCGUCGACAGCUUGAACAAGGAGUCAGUUCUGCUGUUGGAUCAGGAUGUCCUUGCUGCGGAUCUGUUCAAGAUAUCGACCUCGAUGCUCUUCGCCUGGCUGACAUGUGCCACGGUCCGAAUGUUUGCCUUUCCUUCUGCUUUCCUCGGGCUGAUUGACGAUGAUGCGGAGGAUGCCUGA
Molecule: messenger RNA, 951 nt
Organism: Symbiodinium sp. CCMP2592
Lineage: Eukaryota; Dinophyceae; Suessiales; Symbiodiniaceae
Source: the annotation of a GenBank genome assembly